Protopolystoma xenopodis is the source of this 375-nucleotide messenger RNA. Lineage: Eukaryota; Metazoa; Platyhelminthes; Monogenea; Polystomatidea; Polystomatidae. The record is from the annotation of a GenBank genome assembly.
AUGUCCAAUAAGCUGCCUUUAGAUUCGAACUUUGAUCUUGAACAACAAUUUAUUUUAAGGUUACCAGAAUCUGCGGCCUUACUAAUGUCCCAAGACAUAGAUUCUGGGGCUCCCUUUAAGGACAAUCUUACCAUUGAGAUGAAACCAGAUAUGCGGCAUUCAAUUGUUCGAUAUCGAGGUCAGGUUUAUGAUGGCCUUAUAGUCGAUUUGCCUUGUAUUAUCGAAUCUGUUAAAACCACGGAUCGAAAGAACUUUUAUAAAAUAGCUGAUAUUUGUCAGAUGAUGAUGUGCACACAAGGCCAAGGAGACGGAGCCAUUCGUGGAUCAGCAGCAUAUCUUGACGCAAAGUCUGGUUCAAAAUAUGUUCCUAAGUAA